This is a messenger RNA of Mesorhabditis belari, 1863 nucleotides long. The record is from the annotation of a GenBank genome assembly. Lineage: Eukaryota; Metazoa; Nematoda; Chromadorea; Rhabditida; Rhabditidae.
AUGCGGCACCCAUUGAGAAAUGGAUUUCCGAGGAUUGUAUUAAGUCUCAUAUUGCUUUUCGCCUGUAUUCUCUCAUCGAUUCAGACGGCUCUUGUACUCGACCCGGAAUGUUCCACAAAGCCACAGAUCAUCGCCUGUCACUUCCAAAACAACAGCAACUUUUCUACAAAUGCUCAACUGGUCGAUUGGGGCGACUUGGCACCGGAAGAUGUUGGAAUUUUUGAUCUAAUCAAGCCAAACACAACAAGCGGAGCGUUAGCUGUGGAGAGUCGAAUCCGAUGGAGACUCCCAAUCGGCGCUCUUCAACAACCAUUAUUGGGCUUUGAAAUUGUAAUCACUGAGAAACAUGUCUCAAAUCCGAUGAAAACCGUCUUCUACACGAAUCUGAAUAAAAGCAUCAGUCGAGUCAACAAUGCGAUGCAACAUGGAGAAUUCUACAUUAAAGCGAGAGGACUCUUCAAGUUUGGACACUUAUACGAUGUACAGAUAUCAUUUCUGCCAAAAGGAGAAACUGGGCAAACUUGGCUUGAGAAAAGCGUCCCGCCGUGGCUCGAGAAUGUGAACUGCGAUCGAAAUGAGCUCAAAGUGAUGCGAAUGAGAAAAGAUCGAACAAUCACCCCAUCAUUCUUUGCCUCAAUGUGGUCAUCAGCUUUUCAAUCGAUCAAAAUCUAUCAAGGUGUUAUGGGAAAAGUGAAUGUUACUUUCGCCACAGCACCUAAGGAACUCUGCAUCUCUUCUUAUAAACUCCGCUUGCGCAACAUUGAAACCGAUCAAACGUUGAUUUUAUUACGAAUUGAGGCAGAACCAGGGAUUUUCGCUUGGAAUCUUUUUGAAGGACUUCCUCCUGAAGUCUACUAUACAGUAGAGAUCGUUCCUGAUAACAAUGAUGAUGGCACUUGUCCGUGUGCUAAUUGUAACUGUGUCACGACUUCAAGCAAGCCCUUUAAAGUGAAUCACUAUGAAGAGCCUGAAGUUCCGAGAGAAACGUUUAACGCUGUCAUAAAUCCACAUUCAAAUGAUCCGUUGUGGAUCUUUGCAUUGAUUCUUCUUGUUGUCGUUGUUGCAGCGCUUUUUAUUCUGAUUGCUUUGUUGGGUUUCUAUCAUCGAAAAUUGAUCAACACUGAACGACAUAUCAAAUUGUCUUUUGGACCAAAAUUGGAUCCUGAAGCCUUACCAGUGAAAAGCUUCAAAGAACUCGUUCGAAAAACCAUUUUGGUGAUUGAUCGAUGCUAUACAGAACGAGAAAAUCAACUUUGCGAGGGAUUAGCGAAAUCCUUGUCAAUCAGUGGAGUGAGAAUUCGUUUCGAGAAAUGGGAAAAGAGCCAAGUUGAAGAGAAUGUCUUUCAAUGGAUCUCUGAAGUGUUGAGAGAAGCUGAUAAGAUUCUAAUGGUUUACGGAAAAGAUUGGGAUGAAUCGGUGAGACCAAUUCAAGAAACGCAAAUUCUCAGUCUCAUCAAGCAAACGGAUCCAAGACUGAUUCAUGCUUCUUGGUGUCAUACGAUGAGUAGUUCUCCAUUUGUGGAAACAGUCUACAAUCUGCCAAGACAUGCUCCAUUGCUUUGUGGAUUGCUCAAUGUAAAGUUCAAGUUGGAAACAUGGAAACCGUUGAUUGAUGCGUGUGAGAAGCAAAAUGGGUAUGGAAAUGGGCAAACCGAUUCACUCACCCACGAAAAUGAGAGUGAACGGGUGGCACUACUCGGAGAAAAGUGUGACUCGGGGGUGGACGAGAUCGAAAUCGAGGAUCCGUCGGACCCGAUUUAUCCAUCAUCGACAAUAUCGGCUUCACUGCAUAUCGUGCCCACAAAUGCGCCGCCUCGCGAGGCUGACUCAGCCUAUGCCUCUAUGAACACUGCUGAGAUUUCC